Messenger RNA from Cavenderia fasciculata, 1503 nucleotides. RefSeq names its product monooxygenase (gene coq6). Gene Ontology annotation, cellular component: mitochondrion. The record is from RefSeq and is a predicted model, not a curated record. Gene Ontology annotation, molecular function: 2-octaprenyl-6-methoxyphenol hydroxylase activity; FAD binding; oxidoreductase activity, acting on paired donors, with incorporation or reduction of molecular oxygen, NAD(P)H as one donor, and incorporation of one atom of oxygen. NCBI's taxonomy places the organism in Eukaryota, Evosea, Eumycetozoa, Acytosteliales, Cavenderiaceae. The transcript has 7 exons. Gene Ontology annotation, biological process: ubiquinone biosynthetic process. Bases 1 to 1503 code for a protein of 500 amino acids.
AUGACCAGUUGGUGUAUGUCCGAUUUGGUAUUUGUUUUAAAAUGCUUUUUGGUACAUAGUUCUAUUUACGAUUAUGUCAUUAUGUUAUCAUUGGGUUUAAAGAGAGUAUUAUCUUCAUCAUCACUAUCACUACUCAGAUCAUCAUCAACAUCAACUUGUUAUAGAUACUAUUCUUCAGAACAAGUCGAAAAAUAUGAUAUUGUAAUAGUAGGAGGAGGAUUAGUUGGUAGUUCAAUGGCAUGUGCAUUGGGAUCAAGUGAUUAUACAAAGCAUUUGAAAGUAUGUUUGGUAGAGUCUGCACCGAUCCAACCAUUGCAUCCUCUGACCGUUGAACAUGACAUUAGAACAUUGUCAUUCAACAAUACAUCAGUUGCACUAUUCGAUGCCAUAGGUGCAUGGGAUCUCAUCAAGGGUACUCGUAUAGCCCCAUUCAAUCAGUUACGUGUCUGGGACAGUAGUGGAUUCCCAGGUAUUCAUUUCAAAGACAAUGAUGCAAUGGGUUACAUACUAGAGAAUAGAGUAGUUAAUAGCGCACUACUCGAACGAUCAAGACAACUUGACAACGUUACCAUCAAGUCACCUGUACAAGUCAAAUCAGUUGAACUUACAACCAAACAAUCAUCUAGUAAAUCUCGUGUAUUUUUAAGUAAUGAUCAACAAUUGGAAACUGAUUUAAUUAUUGCAGCAGAUGGAGGCAAUUCAAUUAUAAAGAAACAAAUUGGAGUAUCUAGUCAUGGAAGAAAUUAUAAUCAAAAGGCUGUUGUUUGUACGAUUAAACUAGCACCAAAUCAUCAACCAAAUACAUUGUAUCAAAGAUUCCUACCAACUGGUCCAAUUGCUUUAUUACCAUUGAGUGAUGGAUAUGCAUCAAUUAUUUGGUCAACCAAUACUAUUCAUGCAAAUUAUUUAUUAUCAUUGGAUGAUGAAAGCUUUAUGGUUCAACUCAAUCAUGCAUGGUUCUCGCCAUCAAAGAUAUCAAAUGACAGUGUACAUGAUGCACUCACUACAAUAUUCGAUCUUAAUCCAUCUGGACUUUCUGGACAGGAAUUACAUCUACCACCAAUUGAAAAGGUGUCUUCUAAAAGAGCAUCAUUCCCUCUUAGACUUGAUCAUACUUUAAAUUAUACUGAUAAAGGUUUAUGUUUAAUUGGGGAUGCAGCACAUCUUAUUCAUCCAUUAGCUGGACAAGGUGUUAAUUUAGGUUUGGCUGAUGUAAUUGCGUUGAGCAAGACUAUAUCAGAGAGUGUAAAGAGUGGAUACAAUGUUGGUGAUUCCAUGAUGUUAAAGAAAUAUGAAGAUGAAAGAAAGAUUGAGAAUAUCAAGAUGCUUGCCAGUGUAGAUACUCUAUUCAACCUUUUUGAAAAUAAUUCAUUCCUUGUCAAAUCCAUUCGUAAUAUUGGUCUUUCAAUUUUAGAUAAUAUCACUCCAUUAAAGAAUUUGAUAACAUCAGUUUCCAAAGGAACUAAAAUAUCUUUAAAGGGAAUUGGUUCCAACCAAAAUUAA